AUGGCGGACUCAGGCGAUGUAGACUUGGACUCCAUCAUCGACCGACUCCUCGAGGUCCGCGGCAGCCGGCCCGGAAAACAGGUGCAGCUGCUCGAGACCGAGAUCCGAUAUCUCUGCACCAAGGCUCGCGAGAUCUUCAUCUCCCAGCCCAUACUGCUAGAACUUGAAGCACCGAUAAAGGUAUGGGUUAGCAAAAGAGUUGAGGAGCUUGGUGGACUGACAAUGAUUGUAGAUCUGUGGCGAUAUCCACGGGCAGUACUACGACCUCCUGCGCCUGUUCGAGUAUGGAGGUUUCCCGCCAGAGGCAAACUACCUCUUCCUCGGCGACUACGUGGACAGAGGCAAGCAGUCGCUCGAGACCAUUUGUUUGUUGCUGGCAUACAAGAUCAAAUACCCCGAAAAUUUCUUCAUCCUGCGCGGCAACCACGAAUGCGCCAGCAUCAACCGCAUCUACGGAUUCUACGACGAGUGCAAGAGGCGAUACAACAUCAAGCUGUGGAAGACUUUCACGGACUGUUUCAACUGCUUGCCGAUUGCGGCCAUCAUCGACGAGAAAAUCUUCACCAUGCACGGUGGUCUGAGCCCAGAUCUCAACUCCAUGGAGCAGAUCCGCAGAGUCAUGCGCCCCACCGACAUUCCCGAUUGUGGACUUCUCUGCGAUCUGCUAUGGUCUGAUCCUGACAAAGACAUCACUGGAUGGUCGGAGAACGAUCGCGGUGUGUCUUUCACCUUCGGGCCCGAUGUCGUCUCGCGCUUCCUACAGAAGCACGACAUGGAUCUUAUCUGCCGUGCGCAUCAGGUGGUGGAGGAUGGCUACGAAUUCUUCUCCAAGAGACAGUUGGUUACCCUCUUCUCCGCCCCGAACUACUGCGGCGAGUUCGACAAUGCGGGCGCGAUGAUGAGUGUGGACGAGUCCCUGCUGUGCUCAUUCCAGAUCCUCAAGCCGGCGGAAAAGAAGCAGAAGUAAGCGACGACUUUCAGUAUGACACGCGCAGCGCUAACCAUUUCAUAGCAGAUUCGGCAGGCGAUAA
Lecanosticta acicola is the source of this 1031-nucleotide messenger RNA. NCBI's taxonomy places the organism in Eukaryota, Fungi, Ascomycota, Dothideomycetes, Mycosphaerellales, Mycosphaerellaceae. The record is from the annotation of a GenBank genome assembly.